AUGAAGCUCGUGAGGUUUCUUAUGAAAUUGUCCCAUGAAACGGUAACCAUCGAACUCAAAAAUGGUACGCAGGUUCAUGGAAGCAUUGCUGGUGUUGAUGUGUCAAUGAAUACACAUAUGAGAUCCGUUACUUUGACACUUAAAAAUCGGGAUGCCAUUAACUUAGACACACUAACUGUUCGUGGAAACAACAUUCGAUACUUCAUUCUCCCAGAAAGUCUUCCACUUGACACACUUUUGAUUGAUGAAGGCCCUCCGAAAAGAAAACCUGGGCGAGAAGAACGACCGACCAUUCGUGGACGGGGUCGCGGCCUUGUUCGUGGUCGUGGGCGUGGUGGACCCCGAGGGCGUGGUCGUGGUCCUCCGAUGCGUUAUUAA
Molecule: messenger RNA, 378 nt
Organism: Schistosoma turkestanicum
Lineage: Eukaryota; Metazoa; Platyhelminthes; Trematoda; Strigeidida; Schistosomatidae
Source: the annotation of a GenBank genome assembly